UGCUUCCGGGUCGUCGACCCAACGCCGCUUUCUCUGCGGCGGCCGGAGAGGUACCCCGGGGAAAGUAGGUGCCUCCUGCUGCGUUCCUGGCCGACCCACUUCUUUCGGCUCCGAGGCGGGAAGCGCCUUUUCCACAGGAUAUCAAUGCAAGCCUGAAUAAGAAAAAGAAUUUCUCCCUCCUAAGCCAUGGCAUAUCAGUUGUACAGAAAUACCACUUUGGGAAACAGUCUUCAGGAGAGCCUCGAUGAGCUUAUACAGUCUCAACAGAUUACCCCCCAACUUGCCCUUCAAGUUCUACUUCAGUUUGAUAAGGCUAUAAAUUCAGCGUUGGCACAGAGGGUCAGGAACAGAGUCAAUUUCAGGGGCUCUCUAAAUACAUACAGAUUCUGCGAUAAUGUGUGGACUUUUGUAUUGAAUGAUGUUGAAUUCAGAGAGGUGACAGAACUUAUUAAAGUGGAUAAAGUGAAAAUUGUAGCCUGUGAUGGUAAAAAUACUGGCUCCAGUACUACAGAAUGAAUAGGAAAAAUAUGGCUUUUUAAUGCCAUCCUGUUAUUGUUCAUCAGUUUUUGAAGAGAAGCAUAGAAGAGACUUUUUUUUUAAUUUAUUCUAGCAUUGCAGAAAUGACUACACUGUGCCGUACUAUCAAUCAGAGAAUUCCAGUAGAAAGAAGCUUAUAAUUCUGUACCUUCUUACAUUACCUUAUUAUACAGCAUGAAGAAACAGAACUUUUUUUUAACAACAAAUCAAACAUUGUGGCCUUCCUAAGACCAUUCUUUAAUAAAUUCAUUUUAAAACUCAA
Molecule: messenger RNA, 799 nt
Organism: Balaenoptera ricei (Rice's whale)
Lineage: Eukaryota; Metazoa; Chordata; Mammalia; Artiodactyla; Balaenopteridae
Gene: GTF2A2
Product: general transcription factor IIA subunit 2
Exons: 5
Coding region: 187-516 (109 amino acids)
Biological process (GO): RNA polymerase II preinitiation complex assembly; transcription initiation at RNA polymerase II promoter
Cellular component (GO): transcription factor TFIIA complex
Molecular function (GO): RNA polymerase II general transcription initiation factor activity; TBP-class protein binding
Source: RefSeq, a predicted model, not a curated record